CCCACGGCGCGCUCGGGUUGGCUGCGGCGGCGAUCGCGGCGGCGGCGGUCCCGAGAGCGGUGGUGGUUCCUGCUUUGCUUUAAUAGUUCCCUCCGCCCCCUCCCGUCGGACGCUGCUGUGUGAUUUUGCCUUUACAAAAAUCAACUUUAUUGUUCCUCAGCCCCACCUCCCGACGCGGCGCGCGUCCUCAGGAUGCACUGAAGACAGAGGGGAGGGAGGCGGCGGCGGCGGCGGCGGCGGCGGGUCGCGGUCCCUCUCCUCCGAGCUCCCAGCCGGAGGGGAGGGAGUCACGAUGUCUGGGAGCCGCCAGGCCGGAUCGGGCUCCGCCGGCACCAGCCCGGGCUCCUCGGCGGCCUCCUCGGUGACUUCCGCCUCCUCGUCCUUAUCCUCUUCCCCGUCGCCCCCUUCCGUAGCGGCUUCGGCGGCGGCUCUGGGGUCCGGCGGGGCGGCCCAGGCCACGGGCUCCGGCGGUCUCGGGGGCCCGGCGCGGCCUGUGCUGGUGGCGGCCGCGGUGUCCGGCAGCGGCGGCGGGAGCGGCGGCGGGGCGGUGUCCGCGGGCCUGUCCCGGCUCAGCUGCGCGGCCAGGCCCAGCGCCGGCGUAGGAGGGAGCAGUUCCAGCCUAAGCAGCGGCAGCAGGAAGCGACCUCUGCUCGCCCCCUUGUGCAACGGGCUCAUCAACUCCUACGAGGACAAAAGCAACGACUUUGUCUGCCCCAUCUGCUUUGAUAUGAUCGAGGAAGCAUACAUGACGAAGUGUGGUCACAGCUUUUGCUACAAGUGUAUUCAUCAGAGUUUGGAGGAUAAUAAUAGAUGUCCCAAGUGUAACUAUGUUGUGGAUAAUAUUGACCAUCUGUAUCCUAAUUUCUUGGUGAAUGAGCUCAUUCUCAAACAGAAGCAAAGAUUUGAGGAAAAGAGGUUCAAAUUGGACCACUCAGUGAGUAGCACCAAUGGCCACAGGUGGCAAAUAUUUCAGGAUUUGUUGGGAACUGACCAAGAUAACCUUGAUUUGGCCAAUGUCAACCUUAUGCUGGAGUUACUAGUGCAGAAGAAGAAACAACUGGAAGCAGAAUCACAUGCAGCCCAACUACAGAUCCUUAUGGAAUUCCUCAAGGUUGCAAGAAGAAAUAAGAGAGAGCAACUGGAGCAGAUUCAGAAGGAGUUAAGUGUUUUGGAAGAGGAUAUCAAAAGAGUGGAAGAAAUGAGCGGCUUAUAUUCUCCUGUCAGUGAGGAUAGCACAGUGCCUCAAUUUGAAGCUCCUUCUCCAUCACACAGUAGUAUUAUUGAUUCCACAGAAUACAGCCAACCUCCAGGUUUCAGUGGCAGUUCUCAGACAAAGAAACAGCCCUGGUAUAACAGCACAUUAGCAUCAAGACGAAAACGACUCACUGCUCAUUUUGAAGACUUAGAGCAAUGUUACUUUUCUACAAGGAUGUCUCGUAUCUCAGAUGACAGUCGAACUGCAAGCCAGUUGGAUGAAUUUCAGGAAUGCUUGUCCAAGUUUACUCGAUAUAAUUCAGUACGACCUUUGGCUACAUUGUCAUAUGCUAGUGAUCUCUAUAAUGGUUCCAGCAUAGUUUCUAGUAUUGAAUUUGACCGGGAUUGUGACUACUUUGCAAUUGCUGGGGUUACAAAAAAGAUCAAAGUCUAUGAAUAUGGCACAGUCAUUCAGGAUGCGGUGGAUAUUCAUUACCCUGAAAAUGAAAUGACCUGCAAUUCCAAAAUCAGCUGUAUCAGUUGGAGUAGUUAUCAUAAGAAUCUAUUAGCCAGCAGUGAUUAUGAAGGCACCGUCAUCCUAUGGGAUGGAUUCACAGGACAGAGGUCAAAGGUCUAUCAGGAGCAUGAGAAGAGAUGUUGGAGUGUUGACUUUAAUUUGAUGGAUCCUAAACUCUUGGCUUCAGGUUCUGAUGAUGCAAAAGUGAAGCUAUGGUCUACCAACCUGGAUAACUCAGUGGCAAGCAUUGAGGCGAAGGCUAAUGUGUGCUGUGUUAAAUUCAGUCCCUCUUCUAGAUACCAUUUGGCUUUCGGCUGUGCAGAUCACUGUGUUCACUACUAUGAUCUUCGUAACACUAAACAGCCAAUCAUGGUAUUCAAAGGACACCGAAAAGCCGUCUCUUAUGCAAAGUUUGUGAGUGGUGAGGAAAUCGUCUCUGCUUCAACAGACAGCCAGCUAAAGCUGUGGAAUGUAGGGAAGCCAUACUGCCUACGCUCCUUCAAGGGUCAUAUCAAUGAAAAAAACUUUGUAGGCCUUGCUUCCAAUGGAGAUUAUAUAGCUUGUGGAAGCGAGAACAACUCUCUUUACCUGUACUAUAAAGGACUUUCUAAGACUUUGCUAACUUUUAAGUUUGACACAGUCAAAAGUGUUCUGGACAAAGACCGAAAGGAAGAUGACACAAAUGAAUUUGUUAGUGCUGUGUGCUGGAGGGCACUUCCAGAUGGGUGUGAACAAUGUAAGACUGGCAGGAAACCAAGGUACCUCUCUGUGUUGAAGUGAACCACCUGCAUCUCAGCUGUCCUUGGCAACUGUGCUCACUUUCUGUGGUUUGGGGAGAGAUCCAAGAAGCUAUGCAUGGUUUUGAAGAUGCUGUGCACAUUGAAUAUCCUAUCUUAUAUCCUUUUAUAAAGCUAACGAAGAGCUAGAUUUAAAACUAAUUGUGUCUGCUCCUGUGACCCUUGCUGGUGGUGGGACACAUCAUUAAAACUGCUGAAAAAAUACAACGGGAGAUUCUUAAAAGAAAGCAGAGAAAAGCUGUCUUCAAAGAAAGGGUAAUUGGACUGACAACAUCUCAAUGAAACAAUAGAAAUCAAAAGAUAGUGGAGCAAGAUCUUCAGUGUGUGAAGGAAAAAUACCUGCCAAUCUAGCAUUCCGUAUCCAGUAAAUGAAGACUUUUUUAGAUAAAUAAGAUGAAGCAUUUGCCACCAGUAGAAAAUUUUCUGCACUAAAGAAAAUCUUAAAGGAUAUUCUUAAGGCAGAAGGGGAAAAAAAUGCAGAAGAUGGAAGGUCAUAGUUGCAGAAAGGAAUGGAAAGCAAUAGAAAUGGUAAAUAUGCAGUAAAUCUAAAUGCAUGUUGACUGUAUAAAGUAAUGAUGUCUGUUGGACAUAAUACACACACAGAAUUAAGUACUUGACAAUAAUAAGUCAGAAGAAUAAAUGUGAUUAAAGUGUCUCAAGCCCUUGCUUUGUCAAGGAAGGUGGCAAAAGAACUAAUUAAUAUUAGACAGAAAGGGUGCAUAUUAUAGUUCAUAGGAUAACCUCUAAAGUAGGUUCUUAAAGUCUACUUUUGCUUCUAGGCUUAUAAUAUUUGCUUUUAAUUCCUUCCAUUUAAAGUCAGAAAAUGUCUAAAAUUGUUUGUUUUAAUCUGAGGGACAGUACUUUGUCCUUUCUCUUUUUCUGUCUUCCUAAUACCUUCCCUGUGUCUAAAAGCACAUCAGAGUCUUCUGUCCUUUUUUCUUCUGUUAGUGGCUUUAGCAUUUCUACUGUUAGAGUGCCACAACCUCUUGUACCACAUUAAAUUUUCAAAAGGGUUUUAAGAUAAGUUUGAACUGUAUCAAAAAUACUUCUUUCUUUUUUUUAGAAGAAGAAUUUUUUAUUAUACAACAUAGGUCCUCUCUAGGAUACUUAGAAAUGUUAAUAUUUAUUCUAUACUAAUAAAGAAUUCAGAAUUCUUCAUUUUAUAUUUUGUUUUUACUUUAUUAUUUUAAUUCAUUUGAAGAUAUUUUAAUUAAACUUUAGUAAUUUAGAAUUAUUGACAUAUGAAUAUUCUGUUAUUGCCAGAUUCUUAGGAUUUUAACCCCCAAGAGUUAAUCUUAUUUGUAUUACCUAUUUUGGUAUUAAUGUCAUGAUUUUUUUUAAAAGGGGGAAAUUUGUAUGAAAUAACUGCUUGGAAUACCACUUACCACUCUACUUUUAUUUAGACUUUGAAAUUUAAUUUCCCCAUUGGUUGGUUUUUAAAUAUAAAUAAAGUGAGCUUGAUCAUAUGUUUGACUUGCUGUAAUAAAAAAAAUUAGUAUCCAUUUAUUUGAAAAAAUAAUCGUAAAGUCUAAAACUGUGUACUUGAAUGUAGUGUAUCCAUAUAUGAUUGAACAUCCGAAUACAUUCCAUUGAAUAAUUACACAAUCUAUGAAA
Molecule: messenger RNA, 4122 nt
Organism: Bubalus bubalis (water buffalo)
Lineage: Eukaryota; Metazoa; Chordata; Mammalia; Artiodactyla; Bovidae
Gene: COP1
Product: COP1 E3 ubiquitin ligase
Exons: 19
Coding region: 293-2491 (732 amino acids)
Biological process (GO): proteasome-mediated ubiquitin-dependent protein catabolic process
Molecular function (GO): ubiquitin protein ligase activity; protein binding
Source: RefSeq, a predicted model, not a curated record